AUGGCAAACCGAAUCUCAGCUGAUGCGGCCUGCGCGUUCGACGGGAUGCUCCCUCCUACGGACUCCGCCGCAUUUUUGACCCAUUUUGACUUUUCCGCUAUAGAUGAAAUGGACCCCUCCCUGGGCAAGUCAUAUAUGGCCAUUGUACUGCUGUUCAUUGACUGCAUUACCCCUUUUAUCGCCAUUGCCUUCCGCUGCUUAGCGGUGAAGCUGUCCCUAUGCCCUGAAGUCUGUUGUGCCGCUUCACCUGUGCUUACCCCGCGGGCCUACGCAAACAGCAAGGAGCACAGGGUAGAUGAAAAGGCUUUUCGGCAGAUGCAACAGAGCCAAAAGUUGAUGAUUGAAUUCGCAGAUUAUCCGCACGUCCUGAUGAAGAUGCUCAACUCUUGCAUCAGAGAACCUCAAAGUUUCCUCGCCGUGUUUGUAAUGGAAACGACGGGGAAAGGCCGACUGGACUUUAUUCAGAAUAUGGAAUACAAGUUUAUUGAGCUUUUGUCCUGCGAAUUCCACCAAAGUUCAGAGGAAGUGAUUCGGCAACAGAUGUCUUUUCGCUACAACGCACUCAAGUCGAAGCUUGCCCUUAUGCAUGCCAGACUGCACGACAUAGGAGCGCUCGUCAAGGUCAAAAGCCCUUCGCUUUUGCUACAUCUUCAAAAGAGCACAAAGACGCUGGACACCUCAAGACUGCGCCAGGACCUUCUGGCUGACACCGGAGAGCCUGGUGACGAUAACGCAUAG
Molecule: messenger RNA, 738 nt
Organism: Eimeria acervulina
Lineage: Eukaryota; Apicomplexa; Conoidasida; Eucoccidiorida; Eimeriidae
Exons: 6
Coding region: 1-738 (245 amino acids)
Source: RefSeq, a predicted model, not a curated record